Melospiza melodia melodia is the source of this 950-nucleotide messenger RNA. RefSeq names its product coiled-coil domain containing 28B (gene CCDC28B). The record is from RefSeq and is a predicted model, not a curated record. Gene Ontology annotation, cellular component: centrosome. The transcript is spliced from 5 exons. The coding region runs from base 365 to 904 and encodes 179 amino acids. NCBI's taxonomy places the organism in Eukaryota, Metazoa, Chordata, Aves, Passeriformes, Passerellidae.
GCUGCGGUUCAGGCCCCGGCCGGGCUCCUGCGGGGAUGCUCCGGGCGCGGAGCCCCCCGGGAACGGGCACCGAGCUCCUGCUCCGGUUCUGCCGCCGCCAGCGAGCCCCGGGGCGGCUCGGGGUGCCCGUGGGUGUCCCGGUGCCCCUGGCUGUGUCCCCUUCUAUCCUGGGUGUCCCCGACCCUCUCCGUUGUCCCCGGGGGUCCCGGUGCCCCUGGAUGUGUCCGCUUGUCCCGGGGCUCCCCCGGGCAUCCUCAUCCUCUCCCCGUUAUCUCCGUGCAGGGAAGGAGCCUCCCCACGCCGUGUCCGCCGCACGCCCGGUGCCGGUCCUGAUCCUGGUCCCGGUCCCGGUGCCAUCGGCCCCAUGGAGGAGCGCAGGAAGAAGCGGAGCCCGCAGAGCUGCCUGGCCCAGCCGCCGCCCGCCGGGGCCCCGCGGCCGCUGCCCCCGAGCAAGAGCGCGUCCUUCGCGCUGCCGCUGCCCGCGCUGCCCUCGCCCCGCCAGCGGCCGCGGCCCCGCCGGGCCAGCAAGGAGCGGGCGCGGGCGGGCGCCGGGGGCUCCCGGGGGGCGCCGCUCCAGCACAGCUUCCUCACGGAUGUGUCCGACGUGUGCGAGAUGGAGCGCGGGCUGCUCAGCCUCCUCAGCGACUUCCACUCGGGAAAGCUGCAGGCGUUCGGGAAGGAGUGCUCCUUCGAGCAGCUGGAGCACGUGCGGGAGAUGCAGGAGAAGCUGGCGCGGCUGCACUUCGGGCUGGACGUGUGCGUGGAGGAACUCCCUGAGGAGCAGAAGAAGGCGGCGGCUGACAGGAACCUGGACCAGCUGCUGGCACACCUGGAAGAGCUCAGCAGCUCCAUACAGAAGCUGCACCUGGCCGAGAGCUCGGACCCCGAGGACGCGGGGCCCUGACCCCGGCCCUGUCCCCGGCCCCGCCAUCCCCGGGAGCCCCGCGCGG